Rubroshorea leprosula is the source of this 3508-nucleotide messenger RNA. Lineage: Eukaryota; Viridiplantae; Streptophyta; Magnoliopsida; Malvales; Dipterocarpaceae. The record is from the annotation of a GenBank genome assembly.
AAACAAAAAGAUGUGAAAUAAUAAUUUCUCCGGAAUGAGAAUCUAUGGUUUUCAAACCCAAAAGUCUGUGCUCAUUUGCACCCAGAAAUCUGGAAAAUAUAAUUGCAAAACUUUAUAUUUAUAGAUGAUUCGAGAAAAAAUAAAUUGAGAUGAAAAAAGGGAAACAAAUAGCCGACGGCUAGAAAUCUAACCUUUGCCAUUGAAAAGGCCGUUGAUCCAAUGGCUAGAAGAGUCAACAGCCUGUCAGCGCUCUUAAUUUCUUAACUUUCUUGCCCGUUUAGGGCCAAAAACGAAACAGAGCACAGAUCUCUCUCUCAUCCCUCCAGUAAUGCUCGGUAACGUUCUGUUCUGGAAAAAACUGAACAUUUCAUAUAAACAGAAGACCAUUAGGUGUAUGACAGCUCAUAAACAUGUGAUUCCUUUAUUAAAAGGACAACUUUUGGAAUCACAACAAAUUCUACCAUGCUCUUCUUUUUCCUUUACGCACAGAACGCGUUAAGGAUUUCUAUUGGAAUUCUCGUGUAUUAUUCGCGUAAGCUUUGUCCAGCACUAGCACCUGGCCUUUCGGUUGUUCUAGAAAGGAUUGCAAAGGACACUCGUGGUUUUGUUGGUGCUGACCUUGCUGCUCUAUGCACUGAAGCUGCACUGCAGUGCAUCAGAGAACAGAUGGAUGUUAUUGACCUGGGAGAUGAAUCCAUAGAUGCAGAGAUCCUUAACUCAGUGGCAGUUACAAAUGAGCACUUUCAAACUGCUCUUAAAACAAUUAGCAACCCCUUUGCUCUGCGUGAAAUGGUGGUUGAAGUGCCCAAUGUCACAUGGGAGGACAUUGGAGGCCUUGAGAAUGUUAAGAGGGAACUCCAAGAGACUGUCCAGUAUCCAGUGGAGCACCCUGAGAAGUUUGAGAAAUUUGGCAUCUCACCUUCAAAGGGAGUACUUUUCUAUGGCCCUCCUGGAUGUGGGAAAACUCUUCUGGCUAAGGCUAUUGCAAAUGAGUGCCAAGCAAACUUUAUCAGUGUCAAAGGCCUUGAACUGCUCACAAUGUUUGGUGAGAGUGAAGCCAAUGUUAGAGAAAUAUUUGACAAGGCCCGGCAGUCUGCACCCUGUGUGCUUUUCUUUGAUGAGCUCGAUUCUGUUGCUAAGCUGAGGGGUGGUGAUGCAGGUGGGGCAGCUGAUCGAGUUCUAAAUCAACUCCUUACUGAAAUGGAUGGCAUGAACCCAAAAAAGACUGUUUUCAUAAUUGGGGCCACCAAUAGGCCUCGCAAAAUUGAUCCAGCAUUAUUGCGGCCUGGCCGUCUUGACCAGUUGAUCUAUGUUCCUGUUCCAGAUGAGGAAUCACGAUAUCAGAUCUUCAAAUCCUGUUUGAGAAAGUUACCUGUUGCUAAGGAUAUUGAUUUAAGAGUGUUGGCCCAGUCCACUCAAGGUUUUAGUGGUGCUGAUAUUACUGAGAUUUGCCAGCGAGCAUGCAAGUAUGCCAUUAGAGAGAACAUAAAGAAUGACAGAGAGAAGGAGAGAAGGAGAAGGGAGAAUCCUGAAGCUAUGGAUGAGGAUGUGGAGGACGAAGUUGCAGAAAUUAAGGCUGCUCAUUUUGAGGAGUCAAUGAAGUAUGCUCGUAGAAGCAUAAGCGAUGCUGACAUUUGUAACAACCAGGCAUUUGCACAGACCUUGCAGCUGUCUAAAGGUGUAAACAAAACAUCUGAGGCUGAUGCUGAUAAAACACCUGAAGAGGAUAGAUUGCAUAAAGUUGGUUAUGAUGAUGUGGGUGGUGUUAGGAAGCAGAUGGCUCAGAUCCGUGAGAUAGUUGAGUUGCCACUAAGGCAUCCUCAGCUUUUCGAAUCAAUUGGUGUUAAACCACCCAAAGGAAUUUUACUUUAUGGACCCCCUGGUUCUGGAAAGACAUUAAUUGCCAGAGCUGUUGCCAAUGAAACUGGUGCAUUCUUCUUCUGUAUUAACGGCCCUGAAAUUAUGUCCAAAUGGUUUGGAGAAAGUGAAAGGAACCUCAGGAAGGCUUUUGAAGAAGCUGAGAAAAAUGCUCCAUCCAUCAUCUUUAUUGAUGAGAUCGAUUCAAUUGCUCCAAAGAGGGAGAAGACCCAUGGUGAAGUUGAUAAGAGGAUCGUUUCACAGCUUCUGACUUUAAUGGAUGGACUGAAAUCUCGGUCCCAUGUUAUUGUUAUUGGGGCUACUAAUCGUCCGAAUAGCAUAGAUCCUGCUUUGAGGAGGUUUGGCAGGUUUGAUAGAGAGAUUGAUAUUGGUGUUCCAGAUGAAGUGGGUCGCCUUGAGGGAGUACUUUUCUAUGGCCCUCCUGGAUGUGGGAAAACUCUUCUGGCUAAGGCUAUUGUAAAUGAGUGCAAAGCAAACUUUAUCAGUGUUAAAGGCCCUGAACUGCUCUCCAUGUGGUUUGGUGAGAGUGAAGCCAAUGUUAGAGAAAUACUUGACAAGGCCCGGCAGUCUGCACCUUGCGUGCUUUUCUUUGAUGAGCUCGAUUCUAUUGCUAUUCAGAGGGGAAGCAGUGUUGGUGGUGCAGGUGGGGCAGCUGAUCGAGUUCUAAAUCAACUCCUUACUGAAAUGGAUGGCAUGAACGCAAAAAAGACUGUUUUCAUAAUUGGGGCCACCAAUAGGCCUGACGUAAUUGAUCCAGCACUAUUGCGGCCUGGCCGUCUUGACCAAUUGAUCUAUAUUCCUCUUCCAGAUGAGGAAUCACGAUAUCAGAUCUUCAAAUCCUGUUUGAGAAAGUCACCUGUUGCUGAGGAUGUUGAUUUGAGAGCAUUGGCCCGGAACACUCAAGGUUUUAGUGGUGCUGAUAUUACUGAGAUUUGCCAGCGAGCAUGCAAGUAUGCCAUUAGAGAGAACAUAGAGAAGGACACAGAGAAAGAGAAAAGGAGAAGUAAGAAUCUUGAAGCCAUGGAUGAGGAUGUGGAGGACGAAGUUGCGGAGAUUAAGGCUAAGAAUCUUGAAGCCACGGAUGAGGAUGUGGAGGACGAAGUUGCGGAGAUUAAGGCUGCUCAUUUUGAGGAGUCCAUGAAGUUUGCUCGUAGAAGUGUCAGUGAUGCUGACAUUCGUAAAUACCAGGCAUUUGCACAAAACUUGCAGCUGUCUAAGGGUUUUGGAACUUGGGCUCCAGCCACUGCAUCUGGUUAUGCCAUUUGGGGCUUUGCUUUAUUUGCUCUACUGAUAGCCUUUUUUAUUAAUCUUGUUCAUUUUUCAAAAUAGAAUAACCUGGAAGCUUCUCAGUGGUUCUUGAAGAAGACUACCGAAUGUGGUCACAUGCUCAUUUGGCGGAUGUUGUAGAAUAUUUGGGAUAUAAAGACUCAUCUUUUUUUGAGAAUAGGUAAUGGAAUAAAGACUCAUCUUAGGUUCCAAUUCUGUGUGUUUAGAAGUAAUGUGUGUGCAAGUGUGAGAGCACGAGUGAGUCAGGCAAGUCUGUAGACAUUAGAUGUUGUUCCACGAAUAUUCUCUUCCAUCUCUAUAUCAUGUCAUUGUUGUAUUUCGGUCAUAAAAUUAAAUAAAAUAA